Molecule: messenger RNA, 693 nt
Organism: Trichophyton rubrum CBS 118892
Lineage: Eukaryota; Fungi; Ascomycota; Eurotiomycetes; Onygenales; Arthrodermataceae
Exons: 1
Coding region: 1-693 (230 amino acids)
Source: RefSeq, a predicted model, not a curated record
AUGGACACCGUGUUAGAUAUCCAGCCACAAAUCCCAGCUGCAGAUCCCCAAGACGGAGACGGCGAUGGCUGCAGCUCCGGCUCCCAGCUCGGUGUUGAGGCUCAAACCCAACCCCAACCCGAACCGACCUCGCAGCCAUUUUCCGCCGGCCGGCUGCUCGUCUUUUCUCCACUGAAAGUAAGGCUCAACCCGUCCGCUGGCUGGACCUUUACCGGCGAGCUUCCCCCAUUCCACCCGCGGGUGAAUCUCGAUCCGCCUGACGUGAAGAUCUACGUGGGCGUCACCGACGACCAGCCCCAGAUACCGACACACAGUCCUAACCAAUCUGUGUUUCUCUCCUUUGACCCCUUGAUGCAGGACAAUUACUGGCUGUACGACAAGCAGUGGAGGACCGUCCCGGAGGAGUUUGUUGUGUUUGGUCCGGAGUAUGAAACGGUCGAGAGCCGCAAGAAGGCGGCCCUGAAGAUGCUGGGGAACAACGUAUUGUGGAUAAGACAGAGAAAGCUUCUGAAACGUGAAGCGUUCAUUAAAUGGACGCUUGAACGGCUGCGCUGGGAGGCCAAGUUCCUGGAGCGCGAGUGGUUCAUCAGGGGCAACAGGGAGAUCUUCCCGCCAGACACCACCAACAGCAGGGUCCUGGAGGCCAUCCUCGAGCUAGAGCAGAUGGCGCCCUUCCAGCCGCUGCCCAACUAG